UGCAUAUGCUUUUCUGAAGAAGUCAUGGAAAUCAUUAUGGCAUACCGUACCCUUCUCUCCUUUGCGUUAUCAAUAAUUUUCUUGACAGUUUCCAUGUCAGGUUUUUCUCUUGUUCAAGCAGAAAAGUUAAGUUUCACUACUGAACUUAUUCACAGAGAUUCGCCAAAUUCUCCAUUAUUCAAUGCUUCAGAAACUACUGAUAUUCGCUUGGCAAAUGCAGUGGAACGUUCUGCUGACAGAGUCAAUCGGUUUAAUGAUUUAAUUUCCAACUCUAUUACUGCAGCUGAAUUUCCAUCAAUCUUGGAUAAUGGUGAUUUUCUCAUGAAAAUAUCAAUUGGCAUACCACCAACUGAACUACUAGUCAAUGUAGCUACAGGUAGUGAUCUUGUAUGGAUACCAUGCCUAUCCUUCAAACCAUGUACUCAUAACUGCGAUCUUCGUUUCUUUGAUCCCAUGGAAUCCUCAACUUACAAGAACGUUCCAUGCGAUUCCUAUCGAUGCCAGAUCACAAAUGCAGCUACUUGCCAAUUUUCUGACUGUUUCUAUUCAUGUGAUCCUAGGCAUCAGGAUUCCUGUCCGGAUGGAGACCUUGCUAUGGACACAUUGACCUUAAAUUCCACUACAGGCCAAUCCUUUAUGCUUCCAAACACAGGUUUCAUUUGUGGUAAUCGCAUUGGUGGAGACUAUCCCGGAGUUGGCAUUCUUGGCCUUGGACAUGGCUCACUUUCCUUACUAAACAGGAUUUCUCAUCUAAUUGAUGGAAAAUUUUCUCACUGUAUAGUGCCAUACUCAUCAAACCAGACCAGUAAAUUAAGUUUUGGUGACAGAGCAGUAGUUUCAGGUAGUGCGAUGUUUUCGACACGAUUAGAUAUGACCGGGGGGCCAUACAGUUACACUCUUUCAUUUUAUGGAAUUAGCGUAGGAAACAAGAGCAUAUCAGCUGGAGGUAUCGGUAGUGAUUAUUAUAUGAAUGGCCUUGGCAUUGAUUCAGGGACUAUGUUCACAUACUUUCCAGAGUAUUUCUAUAGUCAAUUAGAAUAUGACGUUCGAUAUGCAAUUCAACAGGAACCUCUUUAUCCUGAUCCUACUCGAAGACUGAGACUUUGCUACAGGUAUAGUCCUGAUUUCAGUCCUCCAACGAUCACGAUGCAUUUCGAAGGUGGAAGUGUGGAAUUAAGCAGUUCAAAUUCCUUCAUAAGAAUGACUGAAGACAUUGUUUGCCUUGCUUUCGCCACUUCUUCUUCUGAGCAAGAUGCUGUCUUUGGAUAUUGGCAACAGACGAACCUCUUGAUAGGCUAUGAUCUUGAUGCAGGUUUUUUAUCUUUCCUGAAAACAGACUGCACCAAAUAUUAAACUAGGUCCUCUUUGCUAUCAUAAGUUCCUUUCUUGUCUUUUAAUUAUCCUCAAAUGAUGACCUUGUGACUAAUUACUUGGCUGUGAACCUUAAGCACAUGGCAUGAUUCUGUGGAUACAAAUUAGACAAGAAAAAUAGUAACCUUUCUGUACAUCAUUUCCACAGAUCAGAAUCACAUAUUCUAAAAAUCACCCAAGAUCCGAAUUAUGUAAGGAAACUUCAAAUAAUAGAAGCUAACAGAUUAUAUCACAGACAGACAGAUUUCUAGUGCCAAAUUCUUAUCUGCAUUGCCAUAGAAGUAAAAGAAAUGCUCUGGCUCUUAACUUGGCAAGCCACUGUCUCUCUCUUAAUCCCUUCACUAUUGCUUCUUACUUAUAUAUAUGCACACCGACCUCAUUAAUUUUCUUGAAAGAAUUAAUCUAUGGCUGCCGCUAUGGUGUUUAAUCAUGCGCUUUUGUAUCUAUCUCUGAUAUGGAAGGCAACAUGAUCAUAGAUUCAGGGCCCUGAAAAAUACUAGCAAAAUAGAGAGAAUCACCUUAUGUAUCUACUAUUGCAUUUUCUUAUCUUGAUAGAUUUUGUAGCUAAUAUAAACCCAACAUUCAAUAUCUUGAUAAGUUAAAAUUAAACUGCUAUGUAGGCUUUUGUUUACCGAGGAUUCGAAUCCCUCUUUUUCUGUACCUUCACAUAAUUUAUUGAUGAAGGAUUCCUCGAAAAGUUAAGGAUUAGUAAUCCUUUUUAGAAAUCGAAUGGAUUCGGUCUUAUACAUACGCAAGGAAAGUAAUCAAAA
Messenger RNA from Ricinus communis (castor bean), 2141 nucleotides. Its product is annotated as aspartic proteinase CDR1. The transcript has a single exon. Gene Ontology annotation, cellular component: extracellular region. NCBI's taxonomy places the organism in Eukaryota, Viridiplantae, Streptophyta, Magnoliopsida, Malpighiales, Euphorbiaceae. The record is from RefSeq and is a predicted model, not a curated record. The coding region runs from base 25 to 1353 and encodes 442 amino acids.